This is a messenger RNA of Enhydra lutris kenyoni (northern sea otter), 3957 nucleotides long. Its product is annotated as transcription factor A, mitochondrial. NCBI's taxonomy places the organism in Eukaryota, Metazoa, Chordata, Mammalia, Carnivora, Mustelidae. Bases 146 to 886 code for a protein of 246 amino acids. The transcript has 7 exons. The record is from RefSeq and is a predicted model, not a curated record. Gene Ontology annotation, molecular function: transcription cis-regulatory region binding.
GGAUUUCCCAUGGUGCCUCGCGAGUGGCGGGCAUGAGAGUAAACUGCGGAAGGUCGCCAGCGGGUUCUAGUCAUUGUUGGAGUUGUUCUCUUGUGCCGCAGGGCUUCGACGAGAUUGGUGCCCGGUCGCUUACUUGGCUGGUGCAAUGGCGCUUUUCCGGUGCGUGUGGAGCGUGCUGAGUGCCCUGGGAAAGUCCGGAUCGGACCUCUGCGCGGGCUGUGGAAGUCGACUGCGCUCUCCUUUCAGUUUUGCGUAUGUACCGAGAUGUUUUUCAUCCACCGCGAAUAGUUACCCAAAGAAGCCUCUGACUUCAUAUGUUCGAUUUUCUAAAGAACAGCUACCCAUAUUUAAAGCUCAGAACCCAGAUGCAAAAAACUCAGAACUAAUUAGAAAAAUCGCCCAACUAUGGAGGGAACUUCCUGAUUCAGAGAAAAAAAUAUAUGAAGAUGCUUACAGGGCAGACUGGCAGGCAUACAAAGAAGAGAUAAACAGAAUUCAAGAACAGUUAACUCCAAGUCAGAUUGUAUCUUUGGAAAAAGAAAUCCAGCAAAAACGUUUAAAAAAGAAAGCAUUAAUAAAAAAAAGAGAGUUAACAAUGCUUGGAAAACCGAAAAGACCUCGCUCAGCUUAUAACAUUUUUAUAGCUGAAAGGUUCCAGGAAACUAAGGAUGGUACAUCACAGGUAAAGCUGAAGACUAUAAAUGAAAACUGGAAAAAUCUCUCUAGUUCUCAAAAGCAAGUAUAUAUUCAGCUUGCUAAUGAUGAUAAAAUUCGUUAUUAUAAUGAAAUGAAAUCUUGGGAAGAACAGAUGAUGGAAGUUGGACGAAAUGAUCUUCUACGUCGCACGGUAAAGCACCAACGGAAAGUCGACACUGAGGAGUAUUGAAAUAGAAGAUUGAGUUAUGUUCAUAAUGGAUAGACACAAGAAACCAAUUAGGUCUCAAUACCUGAAGCUAUUGAAAAUUAGAAAGGAUAAAGUUGGUGAACAUUUUAUAUUUAAUUCCUUUUUCUUUAGCCCAUGGACUUCUGCCAGUUCAGUACAUUUUGUAUUAGUAUCUUGCUUUGGAAAACCCAAAGAGAUAAAAAGUUCAUGCGAAAUUUAUUUUGUGUUAAGGAACUACUGAGGAUCAAAAUAAUCCAUGAAAUGCAGCAGUGAAUCAUUUUACCUUUGAUAAAGGUAAAUCAGACUGUGAAGUUUUUUUAUACUUGAUGACUGGAAGGAGUAUUUUUGAUUCCUUAUAUAUAUAUGGAGUCAGGAGUUUCGUAUUCAAAACUGUCCCAAAUUGUAGAAGUCAUAGUGUCCUCUGAUAUAAUUGUACAUUUUAGAAGAGCACCCAUAAUUCAUCUAGGUAAAUUCCACUUCCUAGGUAUAAUUCACAUAUUCAGAGUUGAUGGUUGCACAUACAAGGAAUUGCUGAUUUCAAUUGCAGUUUUGUAUAAAAAGAAUGGAGAGAUUUAUAAACCUUUUCCUCAUUGCCUUUUUCCCAGAGUAAAAACAAAGAAAUUAUGUACCAAAUCUAAGCAUAUUGUUUUAUACUGCAUAGAAUAAAGAUUUUAAAUGUUUCCUAAUUAUAUGUUUUAAGGUGAAACAUUCAUUUUGCAGAUUUUGUUUUCUUCUUUAAGUAGAGGUAUGUAUUCUGAAUUAUUUUCUUUUUCUCAUGUGAGUGUAUUUAUCCGUAAAGUAGAUAACCUGUAUGGUAUAAGUUUUAAAAUGAGGGAAUCUAAAAAACAAGUCUCCAAACUCUUUAGGCUUGGAAUUUAAAAGUUUUGUGCAACAUAUAUAAACCCAUAUAUAAGGCACAGCCAGCUCUGGCCUGUAAGCCAAAUCCAGCCUAGUGGCUGCUUUUCAUAGUCUGUGGGACUACGAAUUGUGUUUACAAUUUUAACUCAUUAAGAAGGAAGUUUCAAGACACAUGAAAAUUAAUAUGAGAUUCUGUGUCCAUAAAGUUUUAUUGGAACACAGUUAUACUUUUACUCUUAUACUCUUAUAUAAGUUAUACUUACACUCUUUUACUCAUGGUUUAUGGUUGCUUUUGGCCAACAGUGACAGUUGAAUAAAUGUUUGAGAGACUAAAGCCUAAAGCCUAAAAUAUUUACUAUCAAACCCCUUACAAAGAAAGUUUGUCAGCCUAUAGAGUAGUAUGACUGGUGUUCCAAUGUAUAAAUGUGUUGGGAUAGUUCUUCAAAACUCUUUCAAAGGUUCUUGUUUUAGAAUCUUUGUCACCAUUUACUUUAAGAGAAAAGAAGUCAGAUCACUGAAAAAGCUAAGCAAACUUGCUCCACAGUGCUAGCCAGGAAAAUUAUCUUUAGUUACAAAUUAUGUUGCAGUAUAAUCAAAAAGGUCCACAUAGUGUGGAAUGAGAUUCUUUUGAAGUAUUAGCUAUGGCUUAGUAAAAUGAACUUCAGGAACUUUUCAGUUAGCACAUUACCACAAAAUCUUUAUCAGCUUUUAGCAUUUGUUUAUCCUUUAGGAGAGUUAAGCAAAGGUUUUCAAAUCCAUACCACAUUUUUGAUCAAAAUAAUUCAUCUGUCAUCAUCAGUUCACAGGAACAGGAUAACUCAAAAUUUAUAUGUGCUUUAUAUUAUGCUAACUAUUGAGAAAUGGCAGUUCCUAAAUUUCUAGAAAACUUAGAAGAUUUUUGUUGUUUCUGGAUAGAAAAAUCAGUAAAAAGUCACAAAAAGAUGACUUAGGUAUACUGAGCUUGACUGAAGACAAAAAAUACAACUUAAGAGGAAGAAUAAGAUUUAAAUGUAUAAAGUUGGGUGUUUUCAAACAACUUUGUGCUGUGGUUAGGAAUACGGGACAGUCUGCCAUUAGUUAGAUACACCAUGAAAAAAAAUAGAUACACCAUGGUUCUGAGGCUAGAGUAUUUUGGGGAAGAAGAGGAGGUGCACUGUUACCAGCCUAUUUGGGUUUCCAGGAGAAUUAAGCGCUCACUCCCUGUGGUAUCUAGAAUGUUACUCCUUAUGUACCUUCUUCAGGAGAAUGGCGAAAGUCAUCAGUCAAAUAAUUUAUUGUGUCCUGUGCUUCAGAUGAGCCCAGGGAGCAUAUAGGUGUCAGUGUUGGUAGUAAAUAUUAUAGAAUGGGUGAGAUGGAGAAAUGAAUUUUGUAAAUACCUGACAAAAGUACAAAACACAUCUUUGCAGUUACCUUCUGAGCUCUUAGCAUUUUACCUAUGGAUGCUAUUUUACACUGAACACAUUCAAAUCAAAUCUUCCUAAAUAUAUUGGGAUGUUCAGUAUCCACUAGGUUCUCAAGUAUUUACACCCUCAUACAGGAAAAAGAAGUAUGAAACAGUGGAAAGAGCUAGAGCAGAACUAAAUUAUGAUAAUACCAAAUUGUAUUGGAUUUGCUUUGUUUCUAAAACAAUGUUACUGUUAAUACUUUAAAUAUUAGAAUAAUCUGAUUCCACACCUUUCUUAAACUUCAAUACAUGCUGAAGACUGGCAUGCCAUAUGCCAAAUGUCAUCUCGAUUAUACACAAAAUUUCUAUUAUAAAGAAUAAGAAUUUAACAUCAGUAACCAGUGGCCACUCCUGUAGAGCCUUGGUUUUUAGAUGUUUAAGUUGUUCCAACAGAGUAAUUGCUAUAGGAAGUAUAGAAGAAUGCUAGAGAGAAAGAUGCUCAAGAAAUGAAACGGGGUUUAUGCUGUUUGUCAUAAGCGAUUUGUCAUAAAGAGAUUUUUGUACUAUUGUUCAUAGGAGUACCAAUAUUAGGUUUUUGAAAUAAGUUGGUGACAGAAUAGAGGUCUGUGUGAUUAUUUUACUUUCUGAUGUUUACUUAAAGAAUAUUGUGUGCCCAUUCAGCCUAUUGUGAUCAUGUAAUUUUGCUAUUGUUUUUGGCUAAUCCUUUAAAAUACCACUUUAAAAAUAAGGCAUAUGUUUUUAUAGUUGCUCUGAAUGUGUGUAUUUAAAUUUGUGAAUUAAAAGGGUAUUGCUAUAAGUGGAUUUAAAGUAA